CAUAAUCCGUUAAAUUCACAGCUUUGUACAUUGGAGAUUCAAAUGGCUGACACGCAAGAUUCGUCCCAGAGUUCUAGUACCAUUAUGCAAAAAGACAAAGGUUCGAUGAAUAUAUAUGAAACCCUAAUAAUGGAAGACAAAAGUUCGAAUCCUGUAAUGAAUAUAUAUGGCUCUUCGGGGGUUGGUAAAACAAGUCUUGCAAAAAAACUAAGUGAACGUGCUAUGAGGGAGGAUGCGUUUAGUUUCACAUUGUGGGUGUUUAUCUACAUAGAGUAUACGAAAGAGUCUCUUUCUAGAAGCAUUGCACGACAGUUGUUCUUACUUCCUUCAACUGACGAGGAGUGGGAGGAUGAGGAUAGCAAGAAUGAGGAUGAGGGAAAUGGCAAGGUACAGAAGGAUGAGGAUACCAGCAAUGCACGGAAGAAAGAGAACACAGAAGAAAUUGUUGAAAAGAUUAAAGAAAAACUGAAAGGAACAAGAGUACUAUUAAUCCUAGAUGGUGAUAAAGGAAAUGUAGUCAAGUUUUGGUCUAUAUGGGAAGAAAUGUUGCCUAAUGUAAACCUCAAAAAGGUUUUUAUCUCUAGAUUAAAGAGGAGUGGUAAAGAUUUCACUGAGAAAAAUACAUUUGAGGUUAAAGCUUUACCUAAUGCAGAGGCAUCUAACUCUGUAUUAAUAGAAAAACUCGAUCCACGAUUGAAAAAUUUAGAUGCAAUCAAAGAUAAAGGUAGAAAAUUUAUUGAGAAAGUUGAAGUGUAUGUGCCGGGUAGGAUUACAAUGCUAGCAAAAGCUUUAAAUUAUUUCGAUGGAGUCCCAUCAGGAGUUUCUAUAUUGGAAAAGGAGUUAGAAGAAGCAUCUAAAAAGUACAAUGUAAGCAGGCUAUUAUGCUUGAUGCACAAUGCGUUACCGCGUGGUGUUUUGAAAGAAUUAUGGUGGCGUGGUCACCAUUUCUUUCGCGAUUCUGGAAGUGUUCAUUACAGUGAGCUAAUAACUUACUGGAUCUUGGAAGGAUAUCUUGGCUCUGAUACCAUGACAAAGUUAUACAAAAAGGGUCAUGGUAUUUUGAUGAUGCUAAUGGAUUGUGGUGUGCUUAAAGGGCAAGAAGGUGGUUAUGUUUUUAUGGAUAACUCACUUAUAAACAUUGAUGAUUUGUAUCAAUAUCAACAUGUUCACCAAACUGCAAGUCUUGGUUUGGCGACAUUUUUUGUUUCUGAUGUAGACUCUUUUGGGAGAGUUACACAUAAAGAUGGAAUGCUGAAAACACCACGGACUCGAAAGAAACAAUCAUUGAAGGAAAGUGUUCAGAAUCUUCAAGAGUCAUCAAAGGAAAGUGAUCCGGAUCAUCCACAAUCAUCAAAAGAAAGUGGUCCGGAUCAUCCACAGCCCCCAUCGAAUGACAGUGGUCAGAAUCUCACCACUUUAUUGUUGGAUGGGAUUCAUUUUACUGAACAAGAAAUGCUUGAUUUCCUUAAACCCGAGAAAAAACUUCAAGUUCUUGCUUUAUUCAAUACAACCAUCAAAUCUUUGCCCGAAUCCUUGAAGGAAAUGGCGGGGCUUCGAGUACUUGUGCUUAGAGGCUGUGAGUUUUUGCAAGACCUUAAAUUCUCAGUUCAUCUUGACAUGCAUAAUUUAAAUGCUCUUGAAAUCUCGUCUGCUCGAUCUAUGAGAUAUCUUAAAUCGGGUUUCUUUAAAAAUAUGUUAAAUCUCAAAAGUCUUCAUCUCUCUGGACUCCAAAUCACCAAGUUACCUCAAGCCAUUUACAAUCUUGAAAAACUACAAUGGCUGAUAAUCAAGGAUUGUCCGCGCCUGAAAAAGCUAGAGAGUAUUUCAAAACUUGUCAACCUUUUGGUUGUUGAUCUCUCUGGCAAUCUUCUAUUGGAUUCUGUUGAUAAAAACUUUUUGAAAUUUAACAAACUUCAAAUCCUCAAUCUUUCUCAAACACUUGUUUCAACCACACCAUUGCUCAGAAACAUUGGACAUCUUACUCAUUUAUUGUGUCGCGAAUGUAAAGGCUUAGGAAGAUUACGAGGGUUAACUUCAUUAACCAGUCUUCAAACAAUUGAUCUCACCGAUUCUAAAGAAUUCGAUGAAUUUCAUGAUUCUUCGUUACAAAGCCUAAGCUCCCUUCAAACGCUUAAUUUAUCAGGGACUUUCAUUGAUCGGCUCCCUUCUAACAUUUCCAAACCAUGCCUUCUUUAUCUAAAGAAUUGCCUUCAGUUAAAACGACUUUCUUGUCUCCAAUCCCUCGAAAAGCUUGAGGAACUUGAUCUUUCGGGUUCAAAGAAUCUCUUCGAGAUUGAAGAUAAAUUCUUUGACCAUACGAAAAGUUUGCGAAUACUCAACCUUUCAGAAACUAAGAUCGAACGCCUACCAUCCCUUUCCAAUCUUUCAAAUCUUCGUGAAUUGUUUCUAUCAUGCUGCAAGUCUUUAAAACACUUACCAUCACUCGAAUCCUCUAUAAAACUAGAGAUUAUUGAUGUUUCAAAGUGUUGUGCUUUAGAAAAGAUAGAAAACAAAUCUUUCGGUUCCAUGACUCGCCUUCAAAAGCUAGAUUUUUCAGGAACACAGAUUACAUCCUUCCCAGACCUUCCAAAUCCAUGCCAAUAUCUCCAUCAUCUCUUACUCAAAGGCUGCACCAAAUUGGAGGGACUUCAAUUAAAUGCCUCAUUUCCAAAACUAAGAGAACUAGAUCUUUCGGGUAUCACUUCACUUAAAAACGCUGAGUUCGUGACAGACAUAACUACCCUUCAAAUUCUUGACAUUUCUAAUACUUCUCUUGAAAAGUUACCAUCCAUUGCAAAACUCACUAACCUUACUUAUCUUUCACUUUCCGAUUGCCCGUUCAAAGAAACCGAGCUUCAUUUGAAUGGUUCUCAUAGCAAGCUUGAAGUUUUGGAUAUUUCACGAACAUCAAUCAAUCAAUUACCAAAAAACAUGAAUUUCGAAAAGCUUCAAAAGCUCUUGCUUAAAGAUUGCUCAAUGGUGGACAACUUUCGAGAUGUCAAGCUUUAUGACCCGAAAACAUAUGAUAUCUCAGGUUUUGGUCAUCUUAACUACCUUGAGUUUCCAAAUAUCAAAGUCGAGAGCAAAUCCGAACACCCAUGGAAAAUCUGCUUGUUGUCUGACAAUGAUAAGCCCCGAGUAUUUGUUAAUGGAGAUCAUUUUCUUGAACAUUUGGAGAAUGAUAGUUGGCCAGUUGGACCCAACCAUUUAUGUGCAAUUCCGGGGAAGAUGGAAGGUGAAACCGAGGUUCAACGACAUGAACUUGUCUUUGCAGAUGUCUAUCUCGAAACUUCUAGUUUUCUUAACUACAAAGAAAGCAAGUCGUUGCAGAUUCGUGGAUUCGACCAUUUCCAAAAUAGCACCGAGGCAAUCAUCAAGGAAGUAGACUUGUUCUUCCUACUUGAUUAUAAGCUCAAGGAUUCUCCUUUUGAUCAUACCUCAAUAUUCAGUAACUUAAAAGGUUGUUGGAUCGAAAGAUGUCAUGAAAUGGUAAAUAUUUUCCACAAUAAGGAAGCGAAGAACGACAAUCUUGAUUCUGGCAUUCCCUUGGAGAAUCUAGGAAUUGUUAAUAAUCGUCAUUUAGUAAACAUUUUUGAAGGCAAACAACCAUUUGGGAGGUUCAAUGUUCUUAAAAGCUUGUAUUUGGAUACUUGUCCAAAUAUUACAACUGUAUUUCCCUCAUCAUGGUUGCCAAACAAUCUUGAAACUCUUCAAAUAAAAAACUGUGACAAACUUGUGUCAAUAUUUGAUCCUGAGGUUACACUUCCAAAAUUAGAAACAUUGAUUCUUUGGGAACUACCAGAAUGCGAGAACGUUGGUAUCUUACCUUUACCAGUAUCUUUACAAACACUUAAAGUCUGUGAAUGCCCGAAACUGGUGAUAGAAACUGAUUUCCAUAUUCCUAGAGGUCUCAAGACGUUGUGGAUCUCGGGGGCGGCUACAUUAGAGAACUUGCAUACCGUAAACGAUGAAUCAGUUGAUCUCGAAACUCUAAAGCUAGAACAUUGCCUGAAGCUUGAAUAUAUUGUCUCUAAAAGUUCGAUACUAGCAAAAUGUAAGAUGAUGGAGAUCAAGUCAUGUAAGAAGCUAGGAGUUCUAUCUCAAGAUCUCGACUAUUCAAUGCCUAACUUUGGGAAAAUACUUCUUGUUGACCUACCAAUGUUGAAAAGCUUAAGGAUUAAUUCGUCAAUACAAGUUGAACAUUAUGAAUGCCCAAAUUUGGAGAUACAGAGGAUCGACUAGAUCGAACUGACUCGAUGUACAUCAUGACUUAAUUAAAUAGGUUCAUUUCUCGUAGCAUAAAGGAAGACGUUAAGAAAUGGUGAAAAAGUACUUAAAAGGAAGAUAAAUGAUGGUUAGUUGAAGAUUCAGGUUGAUAUUCAAGACUUAAGAUGAAGAAACUUGUGUCGACAUGAAGCCUAUGACCAUGGGUUAGUAUUUUGGGCAUAACUUCUUCAUCUGUACUCCGUUUCUGAUGAGUAAGCUGUCCACGAAAAGUCGAGAGAAAGAUCUAUAACUUUCAUGUUGAUGUCCAUAGCCAGCGUCGCUCACAAGCAGCCAGCGCCGCUGGGACUUCACCCAACGCCGCUCCUAAAGUCGGUCAGAUCUAGAACUUUACGAAAACCUAUAAAUACCACCCUAAACCCUAAAAUUCGAUAAUCACUUCCUCCAAACGACUUGAGGGCCGUUUGUAGGGUAUUUUCACCAGAUCUAAACCUUCGUAACACCUCCAUAUCAUCCGGAAGAUCAAACGACUUGAGGGCCGUUUCUAGGGUAUUUUCACCAGAUCUAAACCUUCGUAACACCUCCAUAUCAUCUGGAAGAUCAAGCAUCGAUUCUCUACAACAUAAUCAUCAAUAAAUUCUCUCUUUCAUUGUCGGUAUAUUAUGAAUUCAUAUAUUAUUGAUUGUCAUUGUUCUUUUAAUAUGUGUAACUAGUUAUUUAAUCAUCUACUAAGAUGAGUUGAUAUGAUUAUGUGAUGGUUGCAUUUAUUAUUGUUAUUACAUUUAACGUUGUGUCGUGAUCUUAGU
This is a messenger RNA of Erigeron canadensis, 5030 nucleotides long. RefSeq names its product putative disease resistance protein At4g19050. The transcript has 4 exons. NCBI's taxonomy places the organism in Eukaryota, Viridiplantae, Streptophyta, Magnoliopsida, Asterales, Asteraceae. Gene Ontology annotation, molecular function: ADP binding; protein binding. Bases 43 to 4242 code for a protein of 1399 amino acids. The record is from RefSeq and is a predicted model, not a curated record.